Loa loa (African eye worm) is the source of this 2005-nucleotide messenger RNA. RefSeq names its product acetylcholinesterase 1. Bases 125 to 2005 code for a protein of 626 amino acids. NCBI's taxonomy places the organism in Eukaryota, Metazoa, Nematoda, Chromadorea, Rhabditida, Onchocercidae. Gene Ontology annotation, cellular component: plasma membrane. Gene Ontology annotation, biological process: choline metabolic process; acetylcholine catabolic process. The transcript is spliced from 11 exons. The record is from RefSeq and is a predicted model, not a curated record. Gene Ontology annotation, molecular function: acetylcholinesterase activity.
UUUCAGAUUAUCAAUUGAGAGAAGUGAAGUGACUUUUGUGUUAUCAUUUUAAGCAAAAUUAAUUAUUCAAUAAUGAUUGCAUAAUAUCGAUAUUUUACUUUUAAUGAUGAUUAUGUGAUAUCAAAUGAUGAAUAUUGCCUUGCAUUUCUUGACGUUUCUUACUUUACUUCUCAAGCCAGUUGUAAAUCAGCUUGUAACAUUACAUGAUGGGUCACCACUGUUUGGUCGUGAAGUGCAUGCUGAAAAUGGGAAAUUGGUUACGGAAUUUCUCGGGAUACCAUUUGCAGAACCACCAGUUGGACAAUUGAGGUUUCGAAAACCAAAACCAAAGCAACCAUGGCGAACACCAUUUAAUGCUACAACUAUGCCAAAUGCCUGCAUGCAGAGUUUGGAUACAUAUUUUGGUGAUUUCGAAGGAGCAACAAUGUGGAAUAGUAAUGUGCCCGUAUCCGAAGAUUGUCUUUACCUCAAUUUAAUUAUACCGGGACAGAUCAAUCGAAAUGCUCGAUUACCGGUUAUGGUAUGGAUAUAUGGUGGAGGAUUUUGGUCUGGAUGCAUAUCAUUGGAUGUUUAUGAUCCAAAAAUUAUUACUAGCGAAGAGAAUGUGAUAUUUGUGGCCAUGAAUUACCGCGUUAGUGUGUUUGGCUUUUUAUAUAUGGGCCGAGAAGAAGCACCUGGUAAUAUGGGCCUAUGGGAUCAACUUCUAGCAUUGAAAUGGGUUCGAAAAAAUAUCGAUUUAUUUGGAGGAGAUCCUAAUCAAGUGACAUUAUUUGGUGAAAGUGCUGGUGCAGCAGCAGUUUCAAUGCAUUUAUUAAGUCCAAGAAGUUCACCGUAUUUUCAACGAGCAAUUAUCCAAAGUGGAAGUGCUACAGCUCCUUGGGCUACAGAAUCCAGAGAGAUAGCAAUUACACGAUCCAUUGUUUUAUAUGAUAAUAUGCAAUGUGGAAAUAUGUCAAAAGAUCCUCAGAAUUGGGAUCUUGAAAAGGUGUUACGAUGUCUAAUAGAUGCACCAGCAGAAGCGAUCCGUGAUUCAGAAUGGGCACCUGUAAUGGAAUUUGCCGAUUUCCCGUGGGUUCCGGUAAUUGACGGUGAUUUCUUGAUUGAGCAACCGACAACAUCACUCAAACGAGGCAAUUUUAAAGUUGCUGAAUUGCUCAUUGGCUCGAAUAUGGAGGAAGCUAUUUAUUUCAUUGUUUAUCAGUUGGGUGAUAUUUUUCCACCAAAAGAUUUCUUCAUAAAGAAUGAUUUUGUGACAAGUCGCGAAGAAUGGUUACAUAGUAUAUCAAAUUUAUUACCCCGAAAAAUGCUGCAAUCUCCGUUAGCAUUAGCAUCGAUUAUCCAUGAAUAUGAACCAGCUGAUCUACCAAUUAAGCCAUCUGAUUGGAUUAAUUCAUUGGAUAAAAUGCUUGGUGAUUUACAAUUCACAUGUAAUAGCAAUGAAAUUGCAUUGGCUAAUAGCAUGCAUGGAGGUGAUACUUACUAUUAUUACUUCACGCAUCGGUCAAGUCAACAAAGUUGGCCCAAAUGGAUGGGUGUUGUACACGGAUAUGAGAUAAAUUUCGUAUUUGGUGAACCAUUGAAUACGAAGAAAUUUUCGUAUACUAAAGAAGAGCAGGAAUUAAGUAUGAGAUUCAUGCGAUAUUGGGCUAAUUUUGCCCGUACCGGAAAUCCGAACAAGAAUCCGGAUGGAACGUAUACAUCAGAUGUUUGGCCACAAUAUACACAGACAACAAUGGAAUAUAUGAAUUUAACAGUCGAAUCCAAUUAUUACGCUGGAGCAUCACGUAUUGGUACUGGGCCAAGAAGGAAACAAUGUUCAUUCUGGAAGAAAAUUCUACCAAAUUUGAUGGCUGCCGUAGCCGAUACUGGCGAUCAAGUAAUGCGUUGGAAACAAGAAAUGAACCGUUGGGAGAAUGAGUAUAUUAUUGAUUGGAAGCUUUACUUUGAACAAUACAAAAAAUAUCAAGCAUAUCGAUAUGCCGAUUCAACAAGUGGUCAAUGUUAA